AUGUUAACACCGGUGCUUUGAAUGAAACUGCCUAUGAAGAGUAUGGUCCUGUGUAUCUAAGUGUUACAUUUGCAGUUGGGUAUUUUUAUUCUUUUAUAGCCUUUACUGCCGCGAUUACGCAUGUUAUUCUCUUUUACGGUGAUGAAAUCUGGGAUAGAUUCAAAGCAAGCCGAUCAGAAGAAGUUGAGGAUAUUCAUUGUAAAAUGAUGAGAAAUUAUGAAG
Molecule: messenger RNA, 222 nt
Organism: Racocetra fulgida
Lineage: Eukaryota; Fungi; Glomeromycota; Glomeromycetes; Diversisporales; Gigasporaceae
Source: the annotation of a GenBank genome assembly